GCUGUGCUGGCCUCGCUCAUCAUCGCGGCCAACGCGCUGGUGGCCAUCGCUCUCCUUCGCCUCAUCCAGAAGAGCAGCUCUAAGGGGCUCUACUUCGUCCUUAAUCUUGCCAUUGCGGAUGCCAUGGUUGGCUUCACGGUCGUGGGUCUGGUCCUGGAUGAGUUUUCCCAGCCCUUUUAUCCUCCCCCGAUCUUCUGUGUCCUGAGAAUGGCUUUCGUGACCUCCUCUUCUGCUGCCUCUAUCCUAUCCCUGAUUCUGGUUGCGUGCGACAGGCACCUGGCGAUCAGGAAGCCUUUCCACUAUUUCCAGCUGGUGACAGGCCUGCGGGUCGGGGUGCGCUUGGUGGGGCUCUGGCUGAUUGCUGCCAUCAUUGGCUUCCUCCCGGUCCUCGCCCCGGGCUUCCAGAAGAUCUCCGCCCGUGGGAAGUGCUCCUUCUUCAGCGUCUUCCACCCCACCUACAUGCUCACCAUCUUCUGCGUCGGCUUCUUCCCAGCGCUCUUUCUCUUCAUUUAUCUCUACUGCGACAUGCUGAAAAUUGCCUCUGUGCACGUGCAGCAUAUCCGGGAGGUGGAGCACGCGGGGCUGGCGGGGGGCUGCCCCCCGUCCCGCACCACCAGCGACAUGAAGGCCAUGCGCACCGUCGCCGUGCUCAUCGGGUGCUUCACGCUCUCCUGGUUGCCGUUCUUCAUCGCCAGCAUCGUGCAAACCGUCUGUCCGGAGUGCUUCCCCUACAAAGUCAUCGAGAACUACCUCUGGCUGCUGGGGCUGUGCAACUCGCUCCUGAACCCCCUGCUCUACUCCUACUGGCAGAAGGAUGUGCGGCUGCAGCUCUCGCAGCUGGCUGCAGGCGUGAAGAGGAGAGUCCUCCUCCUCCUGGGGAACGGCCGGCGUUUCCCUGGCAGAGGCACCAAGUCUCUCCCCACCGUGUCCUGCCUGCGGCUCCAGGACUGA
Molecule: messenger RNA, 951 nt
Organism: Pelecanus crispus (Dalmatian pelican)
Lineage: Eukaryota; Metazoa; Chordata; Aves; Pelecaniformes; Pelecanidae
Gene: GPR119
Product: G protein-coupled receptor 119
Biological process (GO): G protein-coupled receptor signaling pathway
Cellular component (GO): membrane
Molecular function (GO): G protein-coupled receptor activity
Source: RefSeq, a predicted model, not a curated record